UGUAAGGACUCUUUUCCCCCCACCCCCACAUCUGUGUUCCUUGUCCCUCCAGCGCUGACGACCAGUUCACGGGAUCCAUGGAGACCAAUGCGGUGAUCCGCUACGACGGGCAGGUGAUGUGGGACUCCCCUGCCAUCACCAAGAGCUCCUGCAAGGUGGAUGUCUCCUACUUCCCUUUCGACGGACAGCAGUGCCGACUGACUUUCGGCUCGUGGACCUACAACGGCAACCAGAUCGACCUCCUAAACGGGCUGGACACAGGCGACCUGACGGACUUCGUGGAGAACGUGGAGUGGGAGGUGCUGGGCAUGCCGGCCAAGAGGAAUGUCAUCACCUACGGCUGCUGCUCGGAGCCCUACCCCGACAUCACCUACACGCUGCUCCUCAAGCGACGUGCCUCCUUCUACAUCUUCAAUCUGCUUCUUCCCUGCAUCAUGAUCUCCUUCCUGGCCCCGCUGGGGUUCUACCUCCCAGCCGACUCUGGGGAGAAGGUCUCCUUGGGGGUGACGGUCCUGCUGGCGCUCACCGUCUUCCAGCUGCUGGUGGCAGAGAGCAUGCCGCCCUCUGAGAAUGUGCCACUGAUCGGGAAGUAUUACAUUGCCACCAUGACCAUGAUCACGGCCUCCACCGCACUGACCAUAUUCAUCAUGAACAUUCACCACUGUGGCCCAGGAGCCAAGCCCGUGCCCAAGUGGGCCAAGAAGUUCAUCCUGAAGUACAUGGCCCAGCUAUUCUUUGUCUAUGAGGUUGGGGAGAGCUGCAAAAGUCCCAAACAGCAACUGGGCCACCUACCCACAGUCCAAGUGGUGAGUGGCAGGGCCGUCAAGGAGGAGCAGAAAGCCCAGACAAUGGAGGAUGACUCGGACGUGAUAUGCCGGGAUAAGUCUCCACAGCAGGAGUUGGUGUCGCAGACGCUCAGCAGUGCCUCUGGCCAGCAGGACUGGAAAGAGACCGGGACACGUAUGAAGCUAGAAUAUGGCCGGGAGGGGCAGCAAUACCGAGUCUGUACGAAGACCCAGUGCCUUUGCCACCACAACAGCCUGCUGAGGAACGUCGAGUACAUUGCCAACUGCUUCCGGGACCAAAAGGCGGCUCAGAAACAGAGCGGUGAGUGGAAGAAAGUGGCCAAGGUCAUGGAUCGCAUCUUCAUGUGGAUCUUCUUCAUUAUGGUCUUCUUCAUGAGCAUGCUCAUCAUGAGCAAAGCCAUCUGA
This is a messenger RNA of Chelonoidis abingdonii (Abingdon island giant tortoise), 1211 nucleotides long. NCBI's taxonomy places the organism in Eukaryota, Metazoa, Chordata, Testudines, Testudinidae. The record is from RefSeq and is a predicted model, not a curated record.